AUGUAAACCCAUCAAUUCAAACAUAAUACUCCGUACUAGUAAAAUUGACUGCAAAAAUGGCAGUGCUUCCUCUUCAAUCCUCUUGCUUCACCAAUAAACCUCAUCUCCUGCUCUUCAAAACUCAUCCCACCAAACCCAGAUUCACCAUCACUUCCCUUGAUUCAUCAUCAUCAUCGUCACAAUCUGCAAAACCCACAAUUAAUAAUGACCCAAUUGAGCAAUCUUCAGACAAAAAACCCAUUUCAUCAACCGGGCAAGGGUUUGGGCCAGUCCAGACACCAAAACCGUCACCGGCAACCGGGAAGAAGAAGGGGAAGAGGGAGAGAGCGUCAAUUAUACGCCGGAAUCCUGUCGAAAAACCGGCUUUUCUGGAUAAGAAUGGUGGGGCAGAGGAAGGUCAGCAGCAGGGUGAGAACGAAAGGGCUUUCUUGCUUACUUGGUUGGGACUUGGUGGUGUCAUUUUUGUUCAGGGGAUUACUCUUUCUGUCUCAGGAUUUCUUCCAGAAGAGUGGGAUAAGUUCUUGGUAAAGUUUCUGUACCCAACUUUCACCCCCACGGUGGUCUUGUUUGUUGCGGGAACAGUUGUAUAUGGUGUUUCGAAGUACCUGCAGAAUGAAAACGCAGGAAAACCAAAAUGAUGGUUUUCUUAAUCAGAGCCACUUGCACAAUUGGUAUAAGCCUCCUGUUCUUAGCACUUCCACUGAUGCUGGAUUGAAUAUAUGUUAUUGCCAUUACAUCCAGUUAAAGGAGAUUGUGUUUGACUCAGAUCUUGCACUUUGCUGGGUAUAGGAUAGAGGGUUUCGUUAUUCGUGUUCCUAUUGUUCAGUGUAUGUAAUUCUAUGUUUAUGGAAAUUGAGUUGGUGAAUUAGAUGUAUAUUCAGUUCUACUGAUUAUAAACACUGCCAUGUUUAACAUUUCUGAUAAUGUAAGCAACUGCAGAUUUGUUUAUGAUAAUGGUUAAUGAGUCUUCGUCAUCUUUCAAA
Molecule: messenger RNA, 983 nt
Organism: Spinacia oleracea (spinach)
Lineage: Eukaryota; Viridiplantae; Streptophyta; Magnoliopsida; Caryophyllales; Amaranthaceae
Product: protein LPA2
Exons: 2
Coding region: 57-638 (193 amino acids)
Cellular component (GO): chloroplast
Source: RefSeq, a predicted model, not a curated record